Messenger RNA from Condylostylus longicornis, 1342 nucleotides. It is a transcript of the gene Phyhd1, whose product is annotated as phytanoyl-CoA dioxygenase domain-containing protein 1. Lineage: Eukaryota; Metazoa; Arthropoda; Insecta; Diptera; Dolichopodidae. The transcript is spliced from 3 exons. The coding region runs from base 249 to 1181 and encodes 310 amino acids. The record is from RefSeq and is a predicted model, not a curated record.
UUUAAAUUUCUGAUUGUAAGUGCACGUUUUGAGGAGCGGAUACGAAAAAUUACAUAUUUAUCAAAUUUUGGUGCGAAUAUUUAAUAUAGAUUGUCCGUUUUUGUUACUUAGUUUAGAAAUUUUAUAUUAGAUGGUAUUUAAAAUUUCAACUCUAAUAAAGUACAAAAACUAAAAAAAAAAAAACAAUUAUUUUUCUAAUUUAAAAUAUUUAAAGUAAUUAUUAUUAUAUAAAAUAAGAAAACAUCAAGAUGAGAAAUUCAAUCGUAGAGGAGUUGGAGGAAAAUGGUUACUUCAUAAUUGAAGAUUUUUUAACGCCAGAAGAAAUUCAAGAACUUUAUGAAGCUGGGAAACAAUUAUGUUUAGAUGCACCAAAAGAAGACCGAAAAGUUUUUAGUACAACUAAACAGGCUGAUUUUCAAAGUCGUGAUAAAUAUUUUCUUGAGUCAGGUGAUAAAAUUCGUUACUUUUUCGAAGAAGGUGCCGUAGAUGAAAAUGGUGAAGUGAAAGUUGAUCCAUCUGUUGCUCUUAACAAGGUCGGACAUUCCUUGCAUAAUGAUAUUGAAGUUUUCAAGAAUAUCACUUUUAGUGAACGUGUUAAGGAAUUUUGUUGGCAAUUAGGUUAUAGACGACCAGUUAUACCACAAAGUAUGUACAUUUAUAAGAAUCCAGGAAUUGGUGGUGAAGUAACACCGCAUCAAGAUGCGACAUAUUUAUUUACUGAACCAAAUACUGCCAUUGGGUUUUGGAUAGCUUUAGAUGAUGCUACCAUACAAAAUGGAUGUUUACAAUUUGUAAGGGGAUCACAUAAAAGUGGAAUUCAUCGUAGAUACAUCCGGAAUCCAGAUAAAAAUGCAAAAGAACUUUUGAUUUAUGAUAAGCCAGCACCGUAUUAUCAAGAAUCAACAUUUACUAAAGUACCAGUGAAAAAAGGUAAAUUACAAAAUUUUGAUAAAAAGUAUAUUUUACGAAAAUCACAAAUAAACUUAUUUUUUCAUGAAGGGUCAUGCAUUAUCAUCCAUGGUCAAGUAGUGCACAGAAGUGACCACAAUCGAUCAAAAGAGAGUAGACAUGCUUAUACUUUCCAUGUUGUUGAAACUGAUAAUACAAAAUGGUCGGAACAAAAUUGGUUGCAACCAUUGGAUGAUAAACCAUUCCCAGUGUUGUAUGAGGGAAAAAAAUAGAUGAGACUUUUUACAAAUAUUAUAGCGAGAUAUAAUAGAAAACCUUACGUCAAAUUGUAUAAGACAUUUUUUUAUGUACCUAAAUAUAUUUUAAAAUUGUGAAUAUUAAAAUAUUAAAACAACUUUUGAUAAGAAAAUAAGACUAAAAAUUUUUUUUGGUA